AACAAAAUCCACAAAUAUUUGUUAAAAUAUUCAAAGAGGAUGGGUAAAAAUAUCGAUCAUCAAGCUAGUAUUGACCCAAUUAUCUGUUAGUAAUAUCCUCAUUGACGAUUGGAUCGAUCCACCAUCCACCUGUCCUCGGUAGCAUCGUUAUUAUCGCCACUCUUCCACCGGUCAUGGAGAACACCCGUUGCUUCGCUAACCGCUUCACGGACUACAAGGGCGCCCUGCUGUCGGGUCAGCUUGGCGUCGAUGCCGUUGUGGCUACGGUGGACACAAUCCUCAAAAAGGUGCCCGAUGACGUGGGUGACUACGACGGCGGGCUGUACGACGGUCCCGCCGGGGUGGCGUACAUGCUGUAUCACGUCAGCGAAUGUCCCCUCUUCUCCGAGCGGAGGGACACGUACCUCAAGACGGCAAAGCACAUCAUCGACGUGUCGGUGCGCUGCGUGGACGCGGAGCCGGACAAGAACAUGCGUGCUGCCUUCCUGCUCGGCGGGGCGGGCAUCUAUGCCGUGGCCGCGAUGAUAUACAAGUCCCUCGGCUUGACUGACUUCGUCAAGCCGCUGACGAAAUUCCGCAACCUGUGGGAGGUGUGCGCGCCCAUUCGUUUCCUGGAGUGUGGCUCUGAUGAGCUGUUUGUGGGCCGGGCAGGCUACUUGUGUGCCGCCUUGGUCCUCAGGCAAAAGCUGGCCAUUGAGAUUCUCAGCAAGGAUCAAAUCAAAUCCAUUUGCACGGCCAUCAUCGAGUCCGGAAAGCAAUAUGCGAAGAGGAAGAGAAAGCCGUUCCCCCUCAUGUACGCCUUCUAUGGGACGGAGUACCUCGGGGCAGCCCACGGCCUAUCGUCGGUGCUACAGAUGCUGCUGAGCCACCAGGACAUGCUGAGCGGGGCCGACAAGGACCUGGUGUGGCAGAGUGUCGACUUCCUCAUGAACCAGGAGCAGAACUGCAACUGGCCCACCGAGCUGGGCGCAGUCAUCGGGAGGGAGAAUGAACUGGUCCACUGGUGUCACGGCGCUCCAGGUGUGGCCUAUCUGUUUGCCAAGGCGUACCUAAUAAACAAGACGCCCCAGUACUUGGACACAUGCAUCCGCAGUGGAGAGCUGGUGUGGCAGAAAGGUCUUUUGAAGAAAGGACCGGGCAUCUGUCACGGAGUGGCCGGCAGUGCUUAUGUCUUCCUGCUGCUCUAUCGCCUCACCGGGAACUCCAAAUACAUCUACCGGGCUCAGAGGUUUGCAGAGUUUCUCUUCACCGAGGAGUUCAAAGCGGGCUCGUGCUCCUUGACCAGCGUCUGCAGUCUGUUUGAAGGCCUGUCGGGUACCGUCUGCUUCCUGGUAGACCUUUUGCAACCCGACAAGGCAGAAUUCCCGCUGUUUACCGUCUUUGAGUGAAGGCGAAAAAAGAGGAGCAACAAAAACUAGACGUGUAAGUGCAGUUGCCGUAGAAACAGAUCUUGUUCUGUGUGUGUUUGUUUCAAAGUGGAUGUUCAGCUAUUUCCAGCUUUACCAGAUUCAUCCCACUCGGUGUCACAUUCUCGACAUACACGGCUGAAAUGCAAGGGACAAUAGUGAAUUAAGUACAAAAAAGAAACGUAGCCCAUUUUGUAGCAUGUGCUGCUCUCAGGUUUAAAAUUAAAUAAAUACACACAUUAGGUUUUUUGAGAGGCAAUCACACGCAAAAAAGAAAGAGAAACACACAAUCCUUUUGAAAAUGUUCCACUUCACCAACUAAGCACUUACUAUUCACUUGUCUUUUUUUUUAUUACCGUAUUUUCCGGACCAUAGGGUGCACCGGAUUAUAAGGCGCACUGCCGAUGAAUGGUCUAUUUUUUCCAAAUUAUUUUCCACAUAUAAGGCGCACCGGAUUAUAAGGCGCAUUAAAGGAGUCAUAUUAUUAUUUUUUUCUAAAUGUGAAACACUGUGUUGUGGUCUACAUAACAUGUAAUGGUGGUUAUUUGGUCAAAAUGUUGCAUAGAUUAUGUUUUACAGAUCAUCUUCAAGCCGCUUUCUGACAUUGCUUCCGGAUGCGCGUAUUGUGGGCGGUCUUAUUUACGUGGCUCACCUUCGGCAGCGUCUUCUCCCCGUCAUCUUUGUUGUAGCGGUGUAGCGUGCAAGGACGGGAGUGGAAGAAGUGUCAAAAGAGGGAGCUAACUGUUUUAAUGACAUUCAGACUUUACUUCAAUCAAUAACAGAGCAGCAUCUCCUCAUCCGGAAACAACAACACCGGAAAUGUGUCCCGUGAAAAAUCGUCCAACCAGAACUCUAAUAACUACAGUUCCUUUGGUGAAUAAUGUAGACUCACUACACCGGUAUGUUUUAGCGCUUUCAUGGUGAGUUUACUGACGGAUAUUAGUAAGAACUUUACACUACUUUAUAUUAGAAAUGGCAACAGCGGAGAAUGAAUGUCACAUAACAAGAACAUAGAGAAAAAGAAGAAACUUUUUGACUACGGCGUCGGCACAGACUACAAAGGCGGAGGCGUGCAAUUUUUCAGGAUUUAUGCAGAUCCCAAAUACAGAUCAGCAGGUACCAGAAGGUAAGAAAAGUUGCUUUUGCAUAAUAUUGCGAAACAAAACGCCAGACAAUGUCUUACCUAUACACACACCAUAAUAAUACUCGUAUGUUGAAGCACAUCAAGCGGUGUGGCUUCAUUCUUACCGAAGUCGUACUAAAACAGUUUGAUAGAUUUUUGAGCGCCGUGUGUAAUGUUCUAUAUUUUCAAUGGAACAUAUAAAAUGUUGGUGUUUACUUCAGUCAUAUUGCCAUCAUAGUGCAGUCUACACUUAUCUCUUAUGUUUGACUGCCAUCUACUGGUCACACUUAUCAUUACAUCAUGUACCAAAUAAAAUAGCUUCGAGGUGAGUAAGCUCAACCAAACUUAUUCCUUACAUAAGCGCACCGGGUUAUAAGGCGCACUGUCGAGUUUUGAGGGAAAAAAAGGAUUUUAAGUGCGCCUUAUAGUCCGGAAAUACGGUACAUAUCUGGCAUGUUCACUGUGUUGUCUUUUGACUUCUUGUAUUUGUUAGUCUCUAGAUUAGUUCAACAACUGAAGUCCAGUUUCUGGUUUUAUUAAUUCAGUGUGAUAACGAGGCCUUAAAACCGACUACAGUUGGUUUAAAAAUGUAAAAAUAAAAGAACAAGGCCUAUGAAUUCAGCAAAUGUCAAACCAAAGUUUUGGAUGCUAAUCGUGCCUGUUUGUAGUGUUUCUAAGACGUGUAUGCUUUUUUUGCAUUCUAGUCUAUUGGGUUAUUGUUGUCAUGAGUAAUAAAGUGUGCAGAUGAAAU
This is a messenger RNA of Nerophis lumbriciformis (worm pipefish), 3280 nucleotides long. Its product is annotated as lanC-like protein 3. The record is from RefSeq and is a predicted model, not a curated record. Lineage: Eukaryota; Metazoa; Chordata; Actinopteri; Syngnathiformes; Syngnathidae. Gene Ontology annotation, biological process: peptide modification; carbohydrate metabolic process. Gene Ontology annotation, cellular component: plasma membrane.